Molecule: messenger RNA, 546 nt
Organism: Penicillium malachiteum
Lineage: Eukaryota; Fungi; Ascomycota; Eurotiomycetes; Eurotiales; Aspergillaceae
Exons: 1
Coding region: 1-546 (181 amino acids)
Source: RefSeq, a predicted model, not a curated record
AUGUCUUUCCUCCGUCGUGUCAUCCCCGCGCGAGUCGCAAACAAUGGCUCUCAACAACGCGACCACCACGCCAACGAGCGUACUUUCCUCUCAUGGACGCGUGCAGGUCUCGGAUUCGCCGCUAUGGCCCUUGCACUAGAUCGUCUUGACGCGAUUGAUAAAGUUUUAUGCUCGAAAUUUGGUCUAGGGCCCCUUGGACCCUCUAUUCAAGAUCAGAACUUGAACCAAAUUCAGAUUCAGAAUCAGAACCAAAGCCAGGAUAAUGCGGAUCGUGAUUCUUCCACUCUGGCGAACGCUAUACCCUCUGUACAGACUCUGCCGGGUCCUUUGGCACAUGCUUUUCCGGCUUCUAGACUUUGUCAAGUCUUGGGUGUUUGGUGCUUGGGAUAUGGAUUCUUUCGGUACUGGUCUAUGAGACGAUAUCUUCUUGUAGGACAGUUUGUGCCUGCAUUUUGGGGACCGGUGUUUAUGACUUGUGGUAGCUUUGGGGCGUUUAUGGCUUUGGGAUUACAGGUUGAUCGGAAGGCUUUCCUGGUGAAUAUUUGA